Molecule: messenger RNA, 1293 nt
Organism: Lingula anatina
Lineage: Eukaryota; Metazoa; Brachiopoda; Lingulata; Lingulida; Lingulidae
Product: GPI-N-acetylgalactosamine transferase PGAP4
Biological process (GO): GPI anchor biosynthetic process
Cellular component (GO): Golgi membrane
Molecular function (GO): glycosyltransferase activity
Source: RefSeq, a predicted model, not a curated record
CAGAAACAAGAGAGGGAACGACGUUAUGUGUAAGCAGUAUUUGUCCACUCCCAUCAGAUAUUUCCGUAUGAUAUCGGUUACAGAGGAUAAUUUUAACACGUACUGCAAUUCUUGAGCAGAUUUUCAAUGAGUGGGGCGCACAGGCGUUUAACAAUAUCGCUCGAAGGGAUGCUUGGAUCUUGGUCCAUGAUGACGUGUGCCAACUAUCUUUUCCAAAAUGUUUGGGCUGAAAACUGAAACAGUGAAAAGCCUUAUACCCGGACGACAGCUGCUGGAUGUGAUUUUGAAUUUUAAAAAAGUCUGUCAAUGGCCCUAUAUUUAUCUCCUCGGGGUAUUUGGAGAUGUAUCAGACGGAAAGGGCUUUUGAUAUUGAGAGAUGUGGCCUUUGCUUUGGUGCUGUACCUGCUAACAUUUGUUUUCAUUCUUCCCCAAAACAUGAGAAAUGUGAGGUUUUCGCCAUAUUUUAUAGAACCGGAGAAUAUCACUGAUAUUCUAGUUGAACAAAAUGAACAGCGUGUAAAGUAUGCUCAGGAGUUUCUGAAAGGGUUCACUGCAACAAGAAAAGAAAUGUCAGGUCCAUCAGAUUCUAAAAAAGAUAAAGAAUAUUUGUACAGCAUUGGAAUUAUCACUCAAGAGCGGAAUAAUAACAAGGCAAAAAAGAAACCAUUUUACUUGACUCAAGUUGCUGCUCGAUUUCUUGAAAUACUGCACGGUCCAAAUGGAGGUUAUUCUGACAGGACAAAAAUUUUUAUUUGCAAUGUUGAUCCAAACACAUCUGGGGUGAAAGAGGUGAAUACCCUCUCUGAGCACUUAGAAAUUGUGAACAGAUUUUCACCAGAUUCAAUAAAUAAAGGUGAGACUGACGCCUAUGAAAAAGAAAAGAUGGAUUAUAUUUUCUGCCUCCAGGAAACUCUGAAACAUUCCUCAAAAUAUGUUAUCCUGAUCGAGGAUGAUGUUCUUCCUAUUCGCAAAUUAUUGGAUAUGCUGACAUAUUUUCUUGAGACCAAAAUUAAUGUGCGGUGGUCCCAUGGCUACCCAGUCAACACCGCUGACUCAUGGCUUGCUUUUAAGCUAUACUAUCCAGAACGCUGGCAGGGAUAUAGUAAAACUGUGAAAGAUAUUAUUGAACUGGCAUCUUUUGGAAUUAUUGUAGGAUCUUUAUUGACUUUUAUAUAUGUUAGUUUUCUACAUAGAGCUGGUAAUAUUUAAUUCAUGUUUAUAGUUUUUACAACUUAUGGAGUUCUGUUGGCAUACUGUAUAGGUAGGGUUAACUUGUAUACGGCCCUUGGUGCU